Sphaerulina musiva SO2202 is the source of this 2826-nucleotide messenger RNA. Its product is annotated as subtilisin-like protein. Gene Ontology annotation, cellular component: membrane; cell wall. Gene Ontology annotation, molecular function: serine-type endopeptidase activity. The record is from RefSeq and is a predicted model, not a curated record. NCBI's taxonomy places the organism in Eukaryota, Fungi, Ascomycota, Dothideomycetes, Mycosphaerellales, Mycosphaerellaceae. Gene Ontology annotation, biological process: proteolysis. The coding region runs from base 1 to 2826 and encodes 941 amino acids. The transcript is spliced from 2 exons.
AUGGACGACCUACUUCGGAGUUUGCAUCGCAGCUUGGAUAGCUGGCGUGCAGUGCCAUUUGCUCGUUUCGGAGCUACAGGUAUCGAGUCCAUACUCGAUAACGUCUCGCCUCAGUACUUCGAUGCUAGCACACCAUUGAUCGUCAAGCACCGUUUUCUGGAACAGAGCAAGAUCUUUCGUGGUCUGGUGCUGGAAUAUCAGGGACAAUUGAAGCCUAAUACCUGUCUGCAAGAUUUGGCGGACGAGCUCCAAUUCGAGUUUCCACAGUUUAUUCGUUUCUGGGAUUUGGGCUCUACAUCGUCGGAAUCGUUAGAUGGUCUGGAGAAGAGAUCGCAAGCAGCAGCAGCGAAUGAUGAGCUGAGCCGCCGCUCCUCGUCGAAGCUGCCAUCAUCAUCAUCAUCAUUCGCCGAAAAGACUACGCAAGAAUAUAAACGAGAUGGAGAAAACUCCACGAUACCACCACAACUCGAUGCCCUCCAUGAACUCACCGGCGUGAAUAUCCUCCACUCCCGAGGAAUGGUAGGUCAGGGAAUUUCCAUUGCAAUCCUCGACACCGGCUUGGACACGUUGCAUCCGGCCUUCGUAGCCAAUGCCAGCAAUAUCUAUCAUCGAGAUACUUCUCCCCUUCGACAUGGUACAGACAUGGUCGGAGACGACUUCAACGGCGCAAACACUCCUCAUCCAGAUGAUGAUCCAUACGUCGACUGCCAAAUCCAUGGCACACACACCUCCGCGCUCGUCGUGGGUGAACAGCAGGCUGUUGGGUUUGUUGGAGUUGCACCGGGAGCCACGCUGGACCAUUACCGCGUCUCAGGAUGUUCGGACACUGGUCGAUUUUCCGAUUCGGUGCUGAUUGAGGCGCUCUUGCUAGCGCAAUCGAGAGGGACGGAUAUCAUUUCCAUGUCGUUUGGGACGAGUAAUGGACCCUUUCCGCACGAGCUGGUGUCGGAGGUGAUGAGCAGGAUCUCGGCGGAGUCGAAGACGUUGUUUGUGGUUUCUGCUGGUAAUUCAGGAUCGGCGGGACCGUUUGGGACCAUGUCGCCUGUGGGUGCUGCUGGUGUCAUUGGUGCUGGUGCGGUGAACAGUGCUCAUGUGGUGCGGAGUAAUCCCAAGGCCAGGGCGAUUUACUCAAAGGGUGGGGAGGAACAUACGUUCGAGUUUGAGUGGCAGCCGGCUUUCCCAUCAAAGUAUCCUGAAUCGCUCCCAUUGGCUGUUCUGUCGCCCGAUACUUCGAUUGAAAAUGAUGCUUGUGGGAACGAUACAGCCGCACCAGACAGUCUCAAAGGUCGGAUUGUGCUUAUGCGCAGAGGUGGAUGUUCCUAUGAGCAGAAAAUGGCGUACAUUGUCGCUCGUGGAGCAGCGCACGCCGUGGUCUAUGACAAUCACACGACGGACCCUUUUGAUCUCUACCUCUACGGCAACUCGUAUAAAGGCAUCCAGGGCACAGGAUCACUACUUGCGGAAACGGGGGAUCAACUGGCCAAGAUCUUUGCAGAAGCAGACCAUAUGACGCUGGAGAUGGAUUCCAAAUUCACCCUCCUGCCAGAAGUACGAACACAGCCCAACCCCAACCCCGGAUCAAUGUACACUCCCACGUCGUGGGGUCCGACUGGAGAUCUUUCUCUGUUCCCUUCGGUUCUGGCACCUGGUGGUAACGUUUGGUCCGCGCAGCUAAGGUCCGUAGGAGGCUAUGGUACUCACUCCGGGACCUCCAUUUCUGCUCCGUAUAUUGCCGGCUGUAUCGCACUCCUGCGUUCGGUCUAUCCCACCUGGUCGGCUGAAGAAGCCGUGCGUGCGCUUAUACACACCGCCACUCCUGUGCUUUUCAGUGAUGGAACCAAAAAUAUCGACAAUCUUCUGGCACCAGCCUGGCAGCAGGGAGGCGGCCUGGUCAAUGUCGUCGCAGCUGUGGAGUCUCAGACCAAGAUUUCCGUCUCCUUUCUGAACUUCAACGACACCCAAGCCUAUCAAGAUGUGACCUUCACGAUCAGCAAUGUGGGGAAAGAGAGUGCUUCUUAUGACUUGUCCUCAAUUUCCGCUGCAACGGUGCAGACACUCGGCCCGGACAGAAUUAUCGUUCCGUUUGCAGCAAACGCAGGAUCUCAGCAGGCCACACCACAGUUCCUUGCAGGCGUGCAUAACACAGAAGGAGCGACAGUAGAACUCAGUCAGACCUCGCUUAAACUGGCUCCUGGAGACUCGGCCACGAUACAGGCCAAGUUCAACAUGGCAGCCAUGGCCGAUGAAAAGACCUGUCCGUUGUACAGCGGUUAUGUCAAAAUCAAGGACAGCCGGGACUCUGACCGCGUUCUCAGCCUGCCUUACGGCGCAAUCGGCUGUCGUAUCGCUGAUGUGUCCAUCUUUCCCCCCACGUGGAAAUCGACCUUUCUCACGUCGGCGACGUAUAGUCAAAGUGACGACGAGGAUAACACUUUGUCGCCAGCAGCGUUGGACACCACGUUCCACUUACCAGGAGCACCAGGAUCCAGCGGAGCUGACGCCGACAACUCCACCAGUAGCGAUGUGCAAUAUCCCACGAUCAAUGUCGAGGUGGCGAUGAUCAGCCCUGAUGUCGAUGCCUUUCUGAAUACUUGUCCCGGCGACGUGUCGGAUGACUCCAACUCGUGGCCUAUUGACGUGCAUCGUAUACAGGCGACGGGAGGCUUCUCUCGCAUCACACCACGAAGAUUGCUGUGGGAGGGCAAGCUCACGAAUGGGUCAAUGGCCCUGUCGGGAUCGUAUUGUUUCAAAGUGUGUGCACAUCGCAGUCGGGGGAGCGCCCAGGACUGUAUCCAGACCGCGCGGUUCAAUCUUCAGUAUUCGUAG